AUGGCCCAGCAGAUGACAAUACAGCUACUGCUCCUUCUAGUGGGGGUUGCUGCGGUAGUGGGGACCCGGGACAGGACUCAUCGAGCCAGGACUGAACUUCUCAACGUCUGUAUGGAUGCCAAGCACCACAAGGAAAAGCCGGGGCCUGAGGACAAUUUGCACCGUCAGUGCAGUCCCUGGAAGAAGAAUGCCUGCUGCUCCGUCAACACCAGCCAGGAAGCCCACAAAGAUAAUUCCUACCUGUAUAACUUCAACUGGGACCACUGUGGAAUGAUGCAGCCCAUCUGCAAACAGCAUUUCAUUCAGGACACCUGCCUCUAUGAGUGCUCUCCUAACUUGGGGCCCUGGAUCCAGCAGGUGGACCAGAGCUGGCGAAAAGAGCGGGUCCUGAAUGUUCCCCUGUGCAAAGAAGACUGUGAGCACUGGUGGGAGGAUUGUCGAACCUCCUAUACCUGCAAGAGCAACUGGCACAAGGGCUGGAACUGGACCUCAGGGACUAACCAUUGUCCAGUGAAAACUACCUGCCGCCCCUUCCAUAUCGUCUUCCCCACACCUGCUGCUCUGUGCAAUGAAAUCUGGAGUCACUCUUAUGAAGUUAGCAACUACAGCCGAGGGAGUGGCCGUUGCAUCCAAAUGUGGUUUGACCCAAACCAGGACAACCCCAAUGAGAAGGUGGCAAGGUUCUAUGCUGCAGCCAUGAGUGGGGCUGGGCUCCAUGGAGCCUGGGCUUCCCUGUUCAGCCUGACCCUCAUGCUCCUCCUGCUACUCUGCUGACCUCUCUUUACCCUCUGAGAGCUGGACAUCCCUGUCCUGCUUGGCCCCACAGCUCUAGCUACUCACUUCCUGCUCCAUGGUGGUACCUCUAACAGCCAGUUUAAAUAAACUAGACACUCCA
Otolemur garnettii (small-eared galago) is the source of this 895-nucleotide messenger RNA. RefSeq names its product folate receptor alpha. Gene Ontology annotation, cellular component: external side of plasma membrane. The transcript is spliced from 4 exons. Bases 1 to 774 code for a protein of 257 amino acids. Gene Ontology annotation, molecular function: signaling receptor activity. The record is from RefSeq and is a predicted model, not a curated record. Lineage: Eukaryota; Metazoa; Chordata; Mammalia; Primates; Galagidae. Gene Ontology annotation, biological process: cell adhesion; sperm-egg recognition; fusion of sperm to egg plasma membrane involved in single fertilization.